AUGCUACGCUGCUCAUGUGCCUUGGCGAAUGCUAUGGGACUGCUUACCGUGCCAAGCGACAUCCAUGACUGGACUCCAUUACGGCAGUACCUGGAAAAUCACACCGUAGGGGCAUGCACGGACAGCACGGUAAUGAAUGCCUCCAUUAUCCCAACACGACACUUACAGCGAAGUCUUUUUCGUCUCCCGAUUCCAAAGCUGCAGAGUACAUGUUCUCACUACCUGAACGCUGUCAAACCUUUGGUCUCACCAAGGCAGUUUGAAGCUACCUCCAAAAUUGUAAAGGACUUUGAGUCUGGCGAGGGGCGUGUUUUGCAGGAGGAGUUGGUGCGUACCGACAAGGCAAACAAGCACACCUCCUACAUCUCGGCGGACUUGUUUUAUUUGUCUCUCUCAGACAGACGACCAUUACCGAUAAACACAAACCCAUGUCUGCUGACAAAACGCGACCAAGACAAGCCGGAUAUGCUCACCCGUGCAACCUUCUGGAUUACGAGCAGUGUGGACUUUUACCGUAUGUACCUUGAAAAUACUCUGAAACCUGAUAUAUUCAGUGCUGCUCCAAAAACGCAUUACAGCAGGAAGGAAUGGUUUGAGCGCACGGUGUCUCUUUCGUCAAAGUCCAUUGCUGCAAAGGUGUGCGUGUUCGGCUCUAAUUUUCAAGCCUUUCCGCUGGAUAUGUCGCAGUACGCUAAUUUGAUGAGUUCGACGCGUCUGCCGGGAACACUUAUGGAUGAAGUUAGAUCCUUCAGCUAUAUGCCGCAUAUCAUUGUGCAGUUUCGUGGUCAUCAGUAUGUUGUCAACGUUGCCGACAACGAAUGUAAGCCGCUUCCAGAGGAGCAGAUCUACGCGAGACUGAAGGCCAUCACGGACCUGAACCCAAGGCCACCAAAGGUGGACAUUGGGAUCUUUACGUCCGCCGACCGAACAACGUGGCAUGCUGUGCGUACAGAAAUGUUGCGCGCCACCGAGAAUCAAAAAAACUUUGAACUGCUUGAUUCGGCUAUUUUUGUAUUGAACCUUGACGAUGACGUGGAGGUAGACUUUUUGAAUUGCCGUGGCGCUGUCGACGCCACGCGUGUGUUGCUUGUAAGGAACACGAACCGAUGGUGGGACAAAAGCUUCUCGGUCAUUGUAACAAAAGACGGUUUUCUUGCCAUUAACUUUGAGCCCAGUUGGGGGGACGGUUUUGCUGUGCUACGGUACACACAGGACGUUUUAAACCAUUCCAUCAUGCGCAGCAGCAGAGGGAUGCGUCGCGAUGCCUCUCCUACUGAGGGUGUGAAGCAGCUACACUGGCGCCUAACACCUAGGCUGGAGCAGGAGGCAGCCAAAGCAAGGUCACGCCUUGACGCGGAUAUUCGCCGAAUGGAUUUGGACUUAUGCAUGUUAAAGGGAGUCGGGUUAUCAGACCCCAUCUUUCGCAAGAGGUCCGUAAAAAGUGAUUCGUUUUUGCAGAUGGUGAUGCAGCUGGCUUGGUGGCGAUUGUACAAGAGUACAGUUAGCACGUAUGAGAGUGCCAGUACCGCAGCGUAUCGUCACGGCCGUACGGAAUGCAUCCGCUCUGCAACGAUGGAGAGUCAAGCCUUCACAAUGUUGAUGGAUGCCCCACACGCUACUGCCAGCGAGAAGGUUGAGGCGAUGUUGAAGGCCAUGAAAAAGCACGUCGAGCUCUCCAAGCUUGCCAAAAUGGGUGAAGGCGUGGAUCGUCAUUUGUUUGCUUUAAAAAUGGUAGCACAACGCCGAAAUCGGAACCGUGUCCCUGAUUUAUUUUCAAAUCCCUCAUACGCAACACUUUGUAGUAACAUGAUGAUCACCUCUACAUUUUGCUCAGACGCCCUUGUUGGUGGUGGUUUUGGACCUGUAAGUCUUGGCUAUGGUAUAGGCUACGCAGCGGAAAAAGAGACGCUGUCUUUUAAUGUGUCCUGCUGGAAAGAAAAGGGUCCACGUUACGCCGCCGAUGAGUUUACGCACGCGCUGUGCGCCGCCGCCUUGGAUAUGUACAAACUCCUGUGUUCAUCUAAAUUGGGGUGA
Molecule: messenger RNA, 2034 nt
Organism: Trypanosoma rangeli
Lineage: Eukaryota; Euglenozoa; Kinetoplastea; Trypanosomatida; Trypanosomatidae
Product: putative carnitine O-palmitoyltransferase II
Exons: 1
Coding region: 1-2034 (677 amino acids)
Biological process (GO): fatty acid beta-oxidation
Cellular component (GO): mitochondrion
Molecular function (GO): carnitine O-palmitoyltransferase activity
Source: RefSeq, a predicted model, not a curated record